This is a messenger RNA of Fusarium odoratissimum NRRL 54006, 1764 nucleotides long. RefSeq lists its product as uncharacterized. The record is from RefSeq and is a predicted model, not a curated record. The coding region runs from base 130 to 1764 and encodes 544 amino acids. The transcript has 4 exons. Gene Ontology annotation, cellular component: nucleus. Gene Ontology annotation, molecular function: transcription cis-regulatory region binding; zinc ion binding; DNA-binding transcription factor activity, RNA polymerase II-specific. Gene Ontology annotation, biological process: positive regulation of transcription by RNA polymerase II. Lineage: Eukaryota; Fungi; Ascomycota; Sordariomycetes; Hypocreales; Nectriaceae.
ACCUUCUUAUCUUGCUGACAAGCUACCAGGGUCUGUUAGUCAAGUUGCUAAGUAUGGGAAAUCCCCUGCAUGACUCCGAUUUCAUCAGGCAAUGAUCUUAUUGCACAUCUCUAGGGUGGGCAGCUCUCCAUGGAUCAGUCUACUGCUUCUGCGGCAUCGAUCCGAAGGCGGCAGAAAUUGAGGAGCGGCUGCAUUACUUGUAAGAAACGCAAGUUGAAAUGCGAUGAAGCAGAGCCUGCUUGUACUCGUUGCGUCAAAUCAAAUCUGUUAUGCCCUGGCUAUAAACGUCCAGUAAAAUGGUCGACCAAAUACGAGAUUGACUAUGGCAUCCAUUCGUAUGCUGGCCCCAGCUCAAGGCACUCGCCUGGCAUUGGCGAUUCACCAUCUUCUCCAUCUGACACCGACAAUGCCCUUGUACUGUACUCCCCGCAGGAGGAGUCCUUCAAGCUUUUAACACACUACUUCGCAUCAGCAUGUCAGGUCCUGUCAUCUUUUGACUCACCUAACAACCCUUAUCGUUCGGAUCUGCUAGAAUUUAUACGGAACUCCCCCAUUGUGUUCAAUAGUGCCUUGAGUGUGUCGGCGGCCCAUCUAAGCCAGCAAGAACAAGACACAUCUUUGAUACCCUUGACUUUCCAGACGGAAGCUAUUUCACAUAUAUCGAGGGAGCUCGCCGAAAUACAUGUUACCCAACAUAGAUUGGCUCCUCUUCGCACCUCAACGGCGUCAACGAUAAGAGAUGACUUGAUGUUAGGUAUCACUCUCAUUGGCAUGACCUCUAGCUGGCACGAUCCUUCUUCUCUCGGCCUGUGCCAUUUUCAUGGUGCUCGACAAGUAUUCAGCAUUUGGAUGAACCAAUUCGACCUCAUGGACCUUCAGUUGCCAUCUCACCGCAUCCAACGCUUAAUAGCUUCAUCAAUGGUCUAUUGGGAAGUUAUGGCCUCUUGCUUGAUUGAUCAAGAGGUUGGCGCACUUUCAUACCUCGACGUGUUCUCCGCUCUACCACCUACGACCUUUUGUUAUCCGUGUCCAUGGACCGGAGUUGGCACAAAUAUUUUGAUCCAUCUCGCCAAAUGCAUGACAAUAGUACGGCAGAGACGACGUCUGAUUUCAUACAAUUAUUCAAUGGGGGGUGAUAUAGACGUAUCAAGCCGCAGCGUCGAUUUACUCACUCAAGCUUUCACUCUAAGUCUAGACAUAGACCAAUGCCAAAUACCAACUCCUGCAGAGAUACAGGAUACUGGCGACUACAGGACUCCGCCAGAUCAUCUCUGUAAGAUAGCUAAGUGCUAUCAACUGGUUGCUCGUCUUGAGCUUGACCGGGCAUUCCCCGAACUCACACAAGGCCUACAGAAUGAUCAAACCCAGGAUAGUUUGCUCUCGCAGCAUAUCUUAGAGCUUGCUGUGAAGAUUCUAGAAAUCAUCAACACUAUUCCGGAGGAUUCCCGAACCAUUGCCAUUCAGACCAUCAUAAUUUUAGCAGCAGGAAGUGCACUUGGAUCCAGUUCAAAUGCAGACACCAAUAUCAAAGUGUUAGUUGCAGGCUGGAGGAGAUUUGUGCUUGGGAGGCUGCACAACUCAUUCUUGUCUCUCAAACUUCAGACGAUUAAUAGGGUAUCUACUGUGCUUCAAGGGGCCUGGGCGCGGAUGGAUUCGGUGGCUAUUGAGGCGCCUGAUUCCACAUCCUUUGACAAGAGUCCAAUUUUGUUAGUGCAUUGGAUUGAUGUUAUGACAGAAGCUGGACUGGAGACCAUUCUAGGAUAG